Alternaria atra is the source of this 1209-nucleotide messenger RNA. RefSeq lists its product as uncharacterized. NCBI's taxonomy places the organism in Eukaryota, Fungi, Ascomycota, Dothideomycetes, Pleosporales, Pleosporaceae. The transcript has 4 exons. The record is from RefSeq and is a predicted model, not a curated record. The coding region runs from base 1 to 1209 and encodes 402 amino acids.
AUGGCUAUUCCAAACAGAGGCCCCGAGCUGCUCGCAGUCAACAUUGCCUUCGUCACCACAGCGGUUCUGGCUUGUGCAUUGAGGAUUUAUGUUCGCGUCCAAAUGGUCAAGGCAUUUGGUCGAGAUGACUGGUUGAUGGUUUUCGCAACGCUCUUCUUCAUUUCAUACUCAACUUCGUCUUGCGUCGGGAUACAUUAUGGAACUGGACGCCACCAUCGCGACCUGCCCAUUGAGGGUGUACAAAACGCAAAGCAUGCCUGGUACUUUUGCUAUCUAUUCUACUCCGUCUCCAUGAUAUGUUCGAAGCUUUCCAUUGGGUUUCUUCUCUUGCGAAUCAGUAUUCGCAGGAUUCACACAUGGAUCAUUUACACCGCCAUGUGUGUCUCUAUCAUCGCUGGAGGGGCCUUCUUCUUCGUCUGUCUUUUCCAGUGCUACCCGGUCUCGUACAUGUGGGAUCGUACUUCGCAGGAAGGAAAGUGUGUCGACAACACCGUCAUUACCGCCCUCGGCUACGUCUACAGCAUCUUCAGUAUCAUCACCGACUUUACUUUCGCUAUCAUUCCGGGCUUCUUGGUAUGGCACUUGCAGUUGAAGAGAAGGACCAAAGUUGCUUUAAUCCCCUUGAUCACCAUGGGUUGUAUUGCAAGUGCUGCAGUCAUUGCGCGAUUGCCAUUCAUCCACUACUUCAACUCCCCCGACUUCCUUUGGUCGACUCUUGACAUCGCCAUCUGGUCAUCAGUUGAACAAGGCCUUGCCAUUACCGCCGGAAGCCUUGCAACACUCCGCCCGCUCUUCUUCAUCGCCAUGCACAAACUUGGUCUUUCUACACGCCCAACAGGAUAUCGACCUUCCGCAUAUGGCAUGUCCGCCCCAUUACCCGCUAAUGCCGCACCCGGUUCGAAAGCUGACAAACUACGGCCCGACAUGUACAAGCUAUCAGCCACUGUGCAAACGCGCACUUCCAACGACGAACCGGCGCAAACCGGAUCCUUUCCCAAAUCACCCAACUGGUUCGGCACCGGCGCCCCGCCCAACUCCAAGAAGACCACGCGUGUGGACAACUCAGACAACGACAGUGAGAGGAGUUUGAGGAUCAAGAGCUCUCGGAGCAGUGAGGAGGACAAUUUCCAAAAUGGAAUCUUGGUGUCCAAGUCGUUCUACAUCACAGAUGAAGAGAGGGGGUCGGUUCUCUCUGCACCCUACAGAUGA